CAUGUCGCGCACGACAGUCUUCGUUCCGUAACAAUCGGUAGCACACAGUAUUGUUGACACCUGUAUCUCCGACGAUAGGAUAGUUCUCAAAUUAAUGAUUCUCGACCGCGAUCCAACGUUUUAUUAAUCCCGGGCGAUAUGUCAGAAUUGUAGAAUUACAUUCACCAUUUUUCAACGAGCGUUAGCGAGACGUUUUGCGUGUAUACUUAUAUUUUCUAACCUAUAAUAGCACACACAUAUCUAUUAUAUUUGUCAUAAGUAGUCAUAACGUGUGGCUUCGUGUGAGUGCGAAUGAUUAAUAACAAUAACAACUGAAGGAUCGUGAGUUCAAUCUUCGUCCGCAUACCCUUCGUUUAAUAGCUCGUCUAAAAUAGCCGUAAAAUCAACAGCUUACCGCUUACGUCUUACUGCAUACUGUUGCGGCUAUUAUAGACGAGCCAUAUGAAGAGGUUUCCCUGUUCAAGGGAAAGAGAAACAAAUUAAGAGGAUUCCCCUGUUUAAAAGGAGCAAAAAAGGAUAACAAGCAUUAGGACUAGGAGAUGUCUUCGCAUACGACGGAGUUGACCGAGCAAUUGGUUAAAGACUACGCCAAUUACGCAAAAGUGGACUGGAGCAAUCAGAUGAAAAAUGUCCACGAUGUCAUAGAGGAUACAUUGAUACGACUAGAGGAAUUCCAAUCGAUUGUUGCAAUGGUGGAGAAUAGCAGUGCCGAAUGCAUGCAGCAACAUCUUCCAAAGUUACAGCACAUGAAGGACGGUAUGGCAAUUCUUCGCAAAAGAAUAGAUGCGUUGGAGCAUGUUGUCGCAAUGGCCAACAUGAAUUUAAGCACCCUGGAAGCUGCUGUAGACAAGGCUGAAGCUGACCUAGGUGUAUCGGAUAGAUUAUUCGGGAUAUUAAAUCCUUUAUCAUUUUUUAAGAAAACUCAGGAACCUGUCGCAUCAAGUGCAGUGCCAAUAUAUAAAUCGCCCAUAAUUUAUAGGUCUGAUGACUAUUUUCAAAGAGAAUAAAAAACGUAUGCAUAAAAAAAAUGCUUAAGUUAUGAAGUACCUGUUAUUAGAUUAAGAAAAGUAUUUGUAACUUUGUAUAGAAUCAGUAAUAUCUAUGCCAAAAGAAAAUGAAAUUGAUUGAAGAACAUUAAAUAAAUCUAUAACAGAUUUUUAUUCCAUUA
Molecule: messenger RNA, 1168 nt
Organism: Temnothorax curvispinosus
Lineage: Eukaryota; Metazoa; Arthropoda; Insecta; Hymenoptera; Formicidae
Gene: Blos4
Product: biogenesis of lysosome-related organelles complex 1 subunit 4
Exons: 6
Coding region: 540-1007 (155 amino acids)
Cellular component (GO): BLOC-1 complex
Source: RefSeq, a predicted model, not a curated record